Malurus melanocephalus (red-backed fairy wren) is the source of this 2189-nucleotide messenger RNA. RefSeq names its product Rho GTPase activating protein 40 (gene ARHGAP40). The coding region runs from base 85 to 2124 and encodes 679 amino acids. Gene Ontology annotation, molecular function: GTPase activator activity. The transcript has 15 exons. The record is from RefSeq and is a predicted model, not a curated record. NCBI's taxonomy places the organism in Eukaryota, Metazoa, Chordata, Aves, Passeriformes, Maluridae. Gene Ontology annotation, cellular component: cytoplasm. Gene Ontology annotation, biological process: regulation of actin filament polymerization; regulation of small GTPase mediated signal transduction; signal transduction.
UCCUGCGGUCACCUCGGGGGUGACAAGGAGCUCUGCGUUCCCGGCCGUGGAUGGACUGACSGUCACUGCUCUCCCCGGCUGGACAUGGACAAGCGCGGCUCGUGUGGCUCCAGGAUGGCCCGGAGCGGGAUGGCCAGGUCCCGGGUGGUGCUGGCACCCUCUCGGGCAGCCAGCUGUGCCCAGCUGCUCAGCAGCGCCAGAAAUUGCCCUUGGAAAAUGAACCAGCUUCCUGCGAAGAGUCCUUUGGCAUCCUCAGUAUCAGAGAGCGCCAAUUCCAGGCUAGAGGCUUUGGACAGCUUGUCAAUGGACAGUUUUUGGCUGGAAGUAGAGAACAUUAAACAGAGCGCUGAAGCCGAGCAGGAGGAAUGCGGCCUUGCAGAUGUCAAAACACAGGAGGAGGGAGAAGCCGAGGCCGAGUGGCUGCAGGAUGCAGGGCUGUCUGAGCUCCUCGGGGACCCAUCCUUGGACAAGGACAACCUGGUGCUGCUGUCCACGCUGACCAGGACACAGGCAGCGGCCGUGCAGCGCCGGCUGGACACCUACUCACGCUCCCGCCGCAGGAAGAACAAGCAGCCCGUGCGCGACGUGCGCGACAUCUUCCGAGUGGCCAACUCCGAGGAGAAAGCAGCAGAGAAAGAGGAGUCCAGCCCAGAUCCAUUGUGGCACAAUCUACGGACUUCAAACACCCAGAGAAAAAUUCAAGGCCAUUUCUUCUCUGCAGCAGAAAGCCAGGAUUACUCCUGCACGGUUCGGAAUCCUGGCAAGGAGGAGCUGUUCAAUAUGGACAUUGCCUACUCAGAACAAGCAGCUGUYCUGCUCAAGGGAUCGUUCCUGUCUGAAYCCAGGAAGUUGAAGGAUGGAAAUGYCCUAACUAGAUUUAAGAUCCCUAAAGGCAGACUAGGAGUGACCAGGAUUGGAGAUCUGUCGGCUCAGGACAUGAAGAAGAUCCCCACGCUGGCCCUGAUUGAAUUAACAGCUCUCUGUGAUAUCCUGGGCUUUGAGCUGAAGAGAAACAAAGCGGCAAAACUGAAAACAACAGAGAAAAGACUCUUUGGAGUUCCACUCAACACCCUGUUGGAAAAYGAUCAAAAGCUGCUCCCCAACACCAAGGUGCCCCUGCUGCUCCAGGCUCUGCUGUCCUGCUUGGAGAAGAGAGGACUCGAAACAGAGGGCAUCCUGAGAGUUUCUGGCUCCCAGACCAGAAUCAAGAGCCUGGAGCAGAAGCUGGAGAGGGAUUUCUACAGCGGCCUGUUCCGCUGGGACGAGGUUCACCAGAACGACGUGUCGGGGCUGCUCAAGAGRUUCAUCCGCGAGCUGCCAGCACCGCUGCUCACAGCAGAGUACCUGCCUGCCUUUGCUGCUGUGCAGAAUAUUCCAGACCUGAAGCAAAGAUUGCAGGCUCUAAAUCUCCUGAUCCUGAUUCUUCCAGAGCCCAACAGAAACACUCUGAAGGCCCUACUCGAGUUUCUCAGCAAGGUGGUCUCCAGGGAGAACAACAACAAAAUGAACCUGUGGAACGUUUCCACAGUCAUGGCCCCAAACCUCUUCAUGCACAAGGGGCUGCCCAACAAGAUCCCAGAGGGGAAGGAGAAGCAGCUGGCGGAGGGGGCGGCGGACGUGGUGCGGAUGAUGAUCCAUUACCAGGAUCUGCUCUGGACAGUCUCCUCUUUCYUGGUAGCUCAAGUGAGGAAGCUGAACGAGAGCAGCAGCAAAAGGUACCAGUUCUGUGACAAGAGAAUUAAAAAUUUGCUGCGRAAGAUUCACGCUGACAAAGACAAGGUGGAAAAGAACCAGGGAGAGCCUUCCAAGAUUGUGAAAGUCCACGCGUCCCUGCUGCUGAAGGACUCUCUGGAGGUGCACCUGAACAAUGCCACCAGGGUGGCUGAUGUCUUGAGGCAGUUUCAGAAGAACCUGGGCCAGAAUGGCUGGAACAUCGUUAACACUGUCAACUUCCUCAAGUGUAAYAACUCCAUGGAGUGCACAAACUUGCUCCUGUAUGAAGUGGGAGGCAAUAUUGGUGAGCAUUGCCUGGACCCUGACACUUACCUCUUGGAYUUGUACCACAUCAACCCCCACGCUGAGUGGAUAAUCAAACAAAACCCAUCUUACCCUCGGAUGUUCUGAGGAGAACAAGAGCCAAACAAAGCAUUUGGUURCAGUUUUUGGAAGRUGUGGAAAGAGAGACUUUC